AUGAUGCGUCGCCUCGUCCGGGCGGCGCUGGCGGCGUGCGCUACGCGCGGCGCCUCGGGCGUCGACCCGCGGCGCGCCGUGUUCCUCCACGUGAAUCAAUGCGGCGGCGGGAGCUUCAUGGCUUGGAUGACGCGCUACAGCAAGUGGUGCCAUGAGGCCGACGGGCGUUUCUGCGGCGUGCUCGAGCAUGUCUGCACGCUCCAGAGCUUCGAGGACGGCGAGCGCGAGGAUGGUCCGAAGCACGGUGUGGAUCCGACGGCGUGCGGCGACCGGAUCCGCGAUCUCGCCGCGAGGAACUGCUCGUUCGUCGAACUGCACCACUACGACGCGCGCGUCGCGGCGGCCUUCGAGCGGCUCGGGUACGCGGCGCUCACCGUGGUGCGCGAGCCCGUGGCCCUCGCCGAGUCCCGCACGAAUAAGCUCGCGACGCGCGGCAAGGCCUUGGCGGCGGGCGACGGCGCGCCGUUCGCGUGCUCGGGCCCGGACUGCGCGGCGCCCGCCGCGGGCGGCGCCACCUGGGACGACGUCGCGUGGACCCACGGGACGCCCCUGCUCCCGGCGCGCUUCCUGAGCCUCUGCGACGGCGACGUGCUCGCGCGGUGCGCCUUCGCGGGCGACGCGGAUUUCGGCGCGCUCGCGAACGCGUCGCAAUUCUGGCCCGCCGAGACGCCCCGCGCGGGGGGGCGCGACGACGCCGCCUGCCGCCGGCCCGAGGUCCGGUCCGCCGCCCUGGAGCGCCUGCGGGAUUUCGCCGUCGUCGGCACGACGGAGCGCCUCGCGGACACCGCGCUCGCGUUCGCGCUCCGCUUCGGCCUCGACGUCGACGGCCUCGCCCGCGCCGUCGAGGGCGCCUCGCGCCGCAACCCCUCGGUCCACUACUUCCGCCUCUCCGAGGCCACGCGCCGCGCGUUCGCGAACACCGCGCGCGUCGACGCCGCGCUCCACGACGCGGCCGCGGCGAAGCUCGACGCGUUGCUCGAGCGGCGCCGCGCGCGCGGGGCGGAGGCCUUCGACGACCGGCGCCGCCGCUUCUUCGCCGACGCGGCGCUCCCGCCGCCGCCGCCGCUCGCGCCGCCGCGCGCGCGGCGCCGGUGA
Aureococcus anophagefferens is the source of this 1095-nucleotide messenger RNA. RefSeq lists its product as hypothetical. The coding region runs from base 1 to 1095 and encodes 364 amino acids. The record is from RefSeq and is a predicted model, not a curated record. NCBI's taxonomy places the organism in Eukaryota, Pelagophyceae, Pelagomonadales, Pelagomonadaceae. The transcript has a single exon.